Acaulospora morrowiae is the source of this 927-nucleotide messenger RNA. NCBI's taxonomy places the organism in Eukaryota, Fungi, Glomeromycota, Glomeromycetes, Diversisporales, Acaulosporaceae. The record is from the annotation of a GenBank genome assembly.
AUGCGGGUUCCAUUGUGGAAUCCUCUAGCAACAACAUUCUUUGGUAACAUAUGUUCAAAGCUAUUCAUCAUAUUAGUUUUGUGGUGCUUGGUUCCUGGUGAUAGUAGCAGAAAUUUCUUUAAUGUAGUCAAUUCAUUAAUCGUGGAUUCUGAUGCAACGAGAAACAGUAUAGAUCCAAGUUUCGAGGAUAUUAAAACGAGGAGAGAGAGAAUUAAUUUGAAGGGAAUUUGUUAUGCAGAUAACUACUCCUCCAAAUGUCAUAUUGCUUGCACACGUGUCUCAUUACCUUGCACUAUUUCAUCAUCAAGCUCCUCAUACAUCCCUGGCGGAAAACCUCUCAUAGUAAAAAUUGAUAUCGAUGAGGACAUCGACGGUAUGAUGGUCUAUGCGGUCCACAGUCACAACGUGAAUAUAAAAGUAGGUAGUUGGUCGCGGACUAAUAAAAGUGAUUAUAUGAUUUAUGAUGAAUGCACUGGUCACCGCCCUGGAAAAGAUCAAACGUUAAUUUCCCAUGAAAGAAUCCAUCAAAACACCAAACUCACGUGGUUUCCUCCAAGUAACUCGAAAGGAAGCAUUAUUUUUCGAGUGCUUUUGGUGAGAUUAUCAUCUCGGGCUGGAUAUGACAUACACGAAAAACAUGUCAGGGUUUCUAUUCGCUCGACCACAAAUACCACUAUUACAACUACAGGCUCUAGCGUAUCUCAAACAGGCAGUCAUACGAUAAGUAGUACAAGUAGCGAAAGUAGCAGUGGUAACACAGGUAGUAGCACUCCAUUAUCUGAACCGACAAAUGAUUCUUGUGACUACGUUUAUGGUGCACCAACGCCACAACCUUUGAGUUGUAGUGCCGCCAUAGGGAGGAUUGAUGAGGUGAUGAAAGGAAUGAUGGAUUUCAUUCAAUCAACUGGGUCAAAUUUAGAUAUUUAG